UUCUUUCGCUUCCUCCUCCUUUUUCUCCUCUUUCUCCUCUUCUUCAUCCUUCUCAGCCAUCUCCUGCUUCUCACCCUCCUCCUCUUCCUCCCUUCCUUCUCCUCCUCCUCCUCCUCCUCCUCACCGGCUGAAGGAGGUCGUGUGUAGAUUGUAAAACCCACUGAGGGUCUUUUGUAAUUUCUGGUCUAUACAAAAAAUAAACUGAAUUUAUUUUAAUUGAUUCCAAGAAGCUCUUCAUCCAUGAAGUAAACGGUCUCCAUGGCAACGGAGACGAGGCGUGUGUUAGCGUACGGAAAACAUGGCAACAGGUGAAGCCUCUUCUGCUUUGUUAUGGAUAUGCAUGAGGGAUGGAUGGAUGGAAGGAUGGAUGAUGGAUGGAUGAUGGAUGGAUGGAAGGAUGGAUGGAUGAUGGAUGGAAGGAGGGUGACAUCCCUUCGUGGAGAGACCCUGAUGAAUACAGGCAGCUGUUGUUUUGCAGGAGAUGUUCCGAGGAUGCCACCUGGUGCAUUUCCUCAACUCCAGGACUCACGGAGUCGGGGACCAGGUCUGGACCCCCAACCAGGUCUGGACCCCCAUCCUGCUCUGACUUCCUGUUGACGUGUGUGACGCAAUGCGCCUCACCGCGUCCCGCCAGCAGGGGGCAGCAGCGGGCCGCCUCCAGCUGCUGCUCGCGCACGCUGACAGUGUUGCUCUCUGGGUCUCUGCUGAAGUGGUCAUCUGUGACUCCGUCAAGCCUCUCGCAGCAUCGCCCCUCCACCGUGUGUGUUCUCCUCCGCCUCUCUGCUGACCCGGGACCUGAGCAUCGGGAGACGGUGCUACGAGGCCAGGGACCUCGCCACCGCCAUGCGGCCCUCGAGGGCCUGGAGCACGAGGCCGUCAGGCCGCUCCCAGCCUGGAAACUUGUGUCUCCCAAGGUGUGCGACAUCCUGGAGGAACUACGAGCUGUGCAGGAGGAUCCAUCUUUGUCCUUUCCCUUCGCUCCAAUAUGGCCGACCAGCUUGCGGGGGUCGCGGCGCGUGGCGGUCGGACGGCGGCGGCUCAAGCUGUUGGGAAUCGUCUCGUCGGCGCCGAGCCAGACGGCGCCCGUGGGAUUCGGUUUUGAUUGGGAAAGAAGCUCUCGGGCCAGAUGCCGCGCGGCGAGCGGCCGUGAGCCAGAUGCCGGGGGUCGGGAGGAGCAUCGCGAAGGUGCUGAGUCAGGUCCACGCCUUCCAGGAGCCGGCGUACCCCUACAGGCCGGACCGGGAGCUGCGGGCCUACCUUCGGCGCCGCAUCGCCCGGCUCGCCGCCGCCGACAUCCGCCUCCUGGCCGCCGCCGCCGAGCGAGCGGCGGCCAGGAGGAUCCAGGACCGGCUGAACCGGGUGAAGGCCUCUUUCCAAUGAGUCCUUUCUGACGUAUUCUAACCGUUGUUCAUAACGUCGCCUGUGGCCUCCUGCGUGGCCCGCAUGGAGGCCGGAUCACCCCCGCGAAGAACUCAUUCUGCGUGAGCAUUCCACACAUACCUGCAAACUCAUGAGGGGUGAAAAAGGUGACAACGGGGGGGGGGGGGGGGGUACAGUGACUUUUUUUUUGUCACCACAUCCACGUUGUUUGAAGCCUCAAAGCUUUUAGAACCACAACUACAGUCAUUUUAUUGUUCUGACCACAAAUCUAAAUAAUGAUAAUAAACAGUUUAAGAACAAAAGGUCCUCCGCUCUGACUCAGCCCUAUAAUGAUAGUAAUAACAAAUAUACAUUGUCAUUAUAUAUAAUAUGGUUAAAGUCAUUCAUGAGCCAACUUCCUAUUUUUUGGCCUGAACAGUCCUCAUGGACUUUUCUCUGAAUCUGUUGUCUCUACCUGUUUGUCACGAUACUCAUAUUAUAACUUCUAUUACAUAUUACAUACCUGCCAUAAAUAUCAUGAUACCCGAUACCAGAAUUCAAUACAAUACCAUAAAAACAAUAUGGUACCAUAAAUACGAGACUGGUAUAUUUAUCUAUAAUAGUAAUAAAUAAAACAUCUGUAUGGUUCACUUUUUACCAACUUUUUCAACACUUAACAAAUGACAGUAAUAUGAGUAUUCAUACAGCCAGAUAUGAAUGAAACUACAUGGUUCCAUCAUAGCAUUGAUUAUACACUAUGAGGCCGUUAGUCUCUGACCAGAUGAUCCACAGUUCAUCAGGAUGAGCAGCUGGAGAGUUACACAACUUUACAGACUGAAACAUUUCACUUCUGGCAUCUUUGUAUUUGUUAAGCCGAAGUCUCUAAAGCUGCGCCUCUUCUCUCGCUGUGAGCUGCGCAGCGCAGUGUGCGCAGACAGCUCGACACGGAGCAGCGCGUGCGCUCUGAUCGCUCUCUUAAUGAAGUAUCGAUACUAAAAAUAUGCUAAAUCACAUGGUGUUUAACGUACGGGUACUUUGUUAGCAUCGCUACACCGUGCAGCGUGACAGCAGCAGAUGUAGCGGGCUAACAUUCAAGCUAACCUGAACCCCCAAACGCUGAAGACAUCUGAACGCUGAUUGGCCGAGACGCGACACGCCCCAUCAAAGAUGUUUUAUUGCGAAGAGCACCACUUCACACUUUUCUCCGCGUCUCACUGCAAUCUCAACGGCAGCGGGCCAGGUGACCCCCCCCCCCCCCAACAAAACAAAAAAACUUCGGAUCUCCACGAUUCACGUGGAUGACCUAUUUUGAGUUCAAAACGGUGAAUUUCACCGAAAGGUGACAAGUUUGCAGGUAUGCCACAGGAAGGUGACGACGCGUUGCUUUAUGUGUCGUUGGGGCGACACACGGCGGCUGUCAUGACAACGCCUCGCCGCCACGGAGGAAAUGAUGGAGCAUAAUGACAUGUCAGAGUGCAACAGGUCGCUUUGAGGAAGCAUGUUCAGACUAUUUUCUAUGUUCCUCUCCCUCUCUCUCUCUCUCUCC
Messenger RNA from Pseudoliparis swirei, 2905 nucleotides. RefSeq lists its product as uncharacterized. Bases 375 to 1391 code for a protein of 338 amino acids. The transcript is spliced from 7 exons. The record is from RefSeq and is a predicted model, not a curated record. NCBI's taxonomy places the organism in Eukaryota, Metazoa, Chordata, Actinopteri, Perciformes, Liparidae. Gene Ontology annotation, molecular function: guanyl-nucleotide exchange factor activity. Gene Ontology annotation, biological process: small GTPase-mediated signal transduction.